AUGGAAGGCUUCUACCAGACAAACCCAGAGCUGGACCAGCUUUCACACCCAGCUGAGGAAAUGCAAUCAGGACACCUCCAACCCAAUGUCUUAGCCGUGCCCAUUCAGGAUGCCUCGCUCCCACCCCAGCUUCAGCAGCAGCUUCAGCAACCACCACCACCAACAUUGCCCAACCACAUGAUUCCCAGCCAGACUGUAAUCCCAGGCAGUCAAAUGGAAGGCGUCAUACGUGAGGGACACAACGAUAUGCAAAGACGAAGAAGCAUGCCCCAGGCCUACGGGACCGCCCUAGCCUCCAACUCGCAGGUUACUCCACCUCGACGCAUGUCGACUAUCGGUCCUCCCAGAGACAUGAUGGCGUUCGAUCCCGGAGCAGUUGGGUUUAGCAAUUACCAGUUUAACCCAGAAAUGCCACCUCCCUUUUCUGCUGUGAACACCAGUAUCGGCGUGCAAGACCAGAUAGGCAGCUAUGUGACAGAUGCUGGCAGCUUCUCAGCCAUCCCCCAGGAUAUCAUGGGUACCAUGAUGCCGUCUCAAUUUGCCAGUAUGGAUAUGGGCGGGAUAACGGCCGAGCCUUCGGCCAUGGAUCUAUUCCCUGGCACAAGUGCCCCAGCACCGGACCUUGCUGCUUCGUCUAUCGCUGGCCAGCUAGAUGCAGGUCAGCUCGCACCCGGCAACAAUGACUUUGUCCUGGCUGGUAACCCUACCGGCGGAUCGCUGGGAAGCCGCUCAAACAGCGGCCAUAGAGGCAUGGCGAUUGUUCAUGACGAGAAUAUGAUGAAUGCGACCCCUCAGCCAUUCACAUCGAUUAACGCAGGUCCUUCCCACCUUGGUAUCGAAACUGACAUGACGGGAUUUGGGCCAACUAUGUCUCCUUCUCUCCCUGGGCCGGUGGCAGUCGCUCCAGCGCAGCAAAAUACAGCAUCAAUGGACAUGGUUCAGUCAAGCUCCGCCGGCCCUGCAACUCCAAUCCAGGCUUCGACUUCCAGGGAACAAUCCAAAGAAAAGACUAUUUACUCUAAAAGUGGUUUCGACAUGUUAAAAGCACUGUGGCUAGUUGCGACUCGGAAGAACCCUAAAAUCCAUCUUGGCGCUGUCGAUAUGUCCUGUGCCUUUGUCGUUUGUGAUGUCACGAUGAAUGAUUGCCCUAUAAUAUACGUAUCUGAUAAUUUCCAGAAUCUUACUGGUUAUAGCCGCCAUGAGAUUAUUGGGAAAAACUGUCGUUUCCUUCAGGCACCCGAUGGAAAGGUCGAGGCCGGCUCAAAACGAGAGUUCGUUGAUGACGGAGCAGUAUUUAAUCUCAAAAGGAUGAUCCAGGAGGGCCGCGAGGUGCAGCAAAGCUUAAUCAACUAUCGAAAGGGAGGAAAGCCUUUCCUCAACCUCUUGACCAUGAUACCUAUACCGUGGGAUACCGAUGAGAUUAGAUACUUUAUUGGCUUCCAAAUUGAUCUCGUCGAAUGCCCCGACGCCAUCUCUGGUCAGGAACUGGGCGGAGUUACAGUCAACUAUAAGCACAGUGAUAUUGGCCAAUAUAUAUGGACUCCGCCAGUGGCCAAUCAGUUGGAGCCCGACAACGGACAGACGCUCGGUGUGGAUGAUGUCUCUACCCUCCUACAGCAGUUUAAUCCGAACGGGCUCGUAUCGGAUUGGCAUAGGCAAUCCUGGGACAAGAUGCUCCUCGAGAAUACUGAUGAUGUGGUCCACGUCAUAUCACUCAAAGGCCUCUUUCUCUAUCUAUCGCCUUCAUGCAAACGCGUCCUUGAGUACGAUGCCGCCGACCUGGUUGGCAACCCAUUGUCUUCGGUUUGCCAUCCUUCAGAUAUUGUUCCCGUGACACGGGAGCUGAAAGACGCAACGACUGGCAGCCAGGUCAACAUUGUUUUCAGGAUACGGCGGAAACAGAGUGGGUAUACUUGGUUCGAAAGCCACGGGUCACUAUUCGUCGAUCAAGGCAGAGGACGUAAGUGCAUCAUUCUAGUCGGCAGAAAGCGGCCCGUGUUUGCACUUGGUAGGCGCACUUUGGAAGCGAACGGCGGUAUUGGUGAUAGCGAGCUGUGGAGUAAAUUGUCCACGUCUGGAAUGUUUCUCUCGGUUUCGGCGAAUAUCAGGUCGCUUUUAGACCUACAGCCUGAGUCGUUGGUUGGAACAAGCAUUCAGGAGCUGAUGCGGAAGGAAUCACGAGCCGAGUUUGGGCGUACGAUUGAAAAGGCAAGGAAGGGGAAGAUAUCUACUUGCAAGCAUGAAAUGCUCAAUAGGCGCGGGCAGGGACUCCAAGCUCAAACCACUCUAUAUCCCGGGGACGCCUCUGAGGGCCAAAGGCCGUCUUUCGUCUUGGCUCAAACGAAGCUGUUGAAAGCAUCGUCCCGCCAUGCUCCGUCGACUCUAACUGCAAGCAACGCGCUAUAUGCCGCCAACUCUUUGAGAACUGAUAUGCAUAGCCAGGGAACCCCCCAUGGCGGCCAAAUUCUUCAGCCAGCAGCUGGAGUGAUUGCUGCAGCGUCUCAGGAUGCAGCUCUAGCGUCCGAUGACAACAUCUUCGAUGAACUGAGGACAACGAAAUGCUCGAGCUGGCAGUUUGAGCUGCGGCAGAUGGAGAAAAUUAAUCGCAUUUUGGCAGAGGAGCUGGGCGGUUUACUGUCGAACAAGAAAAAACGGAAGAGAAGAAAGGGAGUUGGGAACGUAGUUCGUGAUUGCGCCAAUUGCCAUACACGAAACACUCCAGAAUGGAGAAGGGGACCAAGCGGACAGCGAGACCUGUGUAAUAGUUGCGGCUUACGGUGGGCCAAACAGACUGGACGAGUCUCUCCACGCAACUCUACACGAGGGGGCCAUAGCGGGAAUACUGAUUCUCAGAGUAAGAAAUCAACAUCCCCAAUUCACUCUUCGCCGCUACAUAGGAGUGAAACGCCAAACCAAACACAGAGCAACAAUGAGAACAACCCAGAUCUGGCGCAACUUGCGGACAAAAUAGCAGCGGCGACUGCUGGCACGGACUCGGUGGCAGGACAACAUCCCCCGUCAACCAUGCCACCUCCAAGUCAAUCAUCUCUAGCUACUGGUGCUACCGGCUCAGGAAUGACGUCGAUACGGGAAGAGCGCGAAAAUAGCCAAACAUGAGAAGCUAGCCGAGUCCAUCUCGCUGAUUUGGUUACCAAACGUAAGAAGAAGCUUCCUGCUCAACCAAGCAUCCCCUCCCCCUUUUUUCUUUUUCUUCACAUGAGAGCUGCUGGCUGGUCCUGGCCCUUUGAAACUAUACAAUAACUGAAAACGACGCACACGAUCUUGUUUUUCUUUACUCACCCUGCCGCAGCAUAUGUAUAGAGGGAAUGGAAUGGUGGCUAGCUAUGAUGAUUGUGCAGCCAUUGUCCAGUCUCUUUUGAACACCAGGCAGCAACCCCCCCCCCCCCCC
Molecule: messenger RNA, 3409 nt
Organism: Trichoderma virens Gv29-8
Lineage: Eukaryota; Fungi; Ascomycota; Sordariomycetes; Hypocreales; Hypocreaceae
Exons: 2
Coding region: 1-3117 (1038 amino acids)
Biological process (GO): regulation of DNA-templated transcription
Cellular component (GO): nucleus
Molecular function (GO): zinc ion binding; sequence-specific DNA binding; protein binding
Source: RefSeq, a predicted model, not a curated record